Messenger RNA from Momordica charantia (bitter melon), 2338 nucleotides. RefSeq names its product EamA-like transporter family. The record is from RefSeq and is a predicted model, not a curated record. Gene Ontology annotation, biological process: transmembrane transport. Gene Ontology annotation, molecular function: transmembrane transporter activity. Gene Ontology annotation, cellular component: membrane. Lineage: Eukaryota; Viridiplantae; Streptophyta; Magnoliopsida; Cucurbitales; Cucurbitaceae.
UCUCCCCGUCUUUCUUCAUUGUUCUCUUUUCUCUGUCCCUCAAAUCUUAGCCAAAUCCCCUUCCUCCCCUCUCCGGCGAGCAAACCCACGGAGGAAGGCGAGAGCAGGCGGCGGUAGAUCUUGCGCCGGCGAAUCACCCACGCACCAUGCACCAUAGCGGCGCCAUGGCUCACAGAAUCAUAUUACUCGGUUAAACACUGAACCCAAACCGAUAAACCGACAGUUUAUCGAUUCGGUACGGCUCGGCUUUAAACUGUAUAUCGGCUCGGUUCAGUGUUUUAAUAAUUAAUAGAUUUGUUAUCGGUUCGGUUUCGGAUUGAUUCUAAAACUGAGCCGAACCGAACUGCUUACACCCCUAGAACUGCAUGGUUGAAUUUUGUGGUGGAGCCUGAAAUCUGUGGCGGCAUUUUGUAAGAGAGGUGAGAUUCAUCUUUUGGUUAUUUGUGAGGUUGGGAUUUGGGAUUAGCAUCAUCUUCUUUUGCAAGAGAUGAAAAAUGAAGUUUGGAGAUGGGGAAUCGGUUUGUUUUACAUAUUUUUGGUUGCAACCAUCUGGAUAGCUGCUAGUUUUGUGGUUCAGUCCGUUGUUGAUGAAGGUGUUUCACCAUUCCUCGUUACAUACAUCUGCAAUUCAUUGUUUGUUAUUUACAUCCCAAUUGUUGAAAUUGCACGCUUCUUGGAGGACAAGUAUGGAAGCUUGUUGUUUUGGAAGAACAAAAAAUUGGAUGCAUUACGAGAAUUGAAGGAAUCAGAGCAGGCCAUACUUCUUGGCGAAAAAACCAAUCUUGUUUCAAAUGCUGAUUGUUGCAGCCCUUCCAUGCAUAUUAAUAUGCAUAUGGAAGAUGGACAAUCAAUUUUGAAUAGAGAAACUACUCUGUCAGAGACAGGGUACUUCUCUAAUGGCAAACAAGUGGAUGAAAAGGGGCGUUGGACUCGCAUUAGAGUGGCAAAAGUUAGCUUAUUAAUAUGUCCAUUUUGGUUUCUUGCUCAGCUCACUUUUAAUCUCUCGUUGAAGUAUACUACUGUCACAUCAAAUACAAUCCUGAGCAGUGCUUCCAGCCUCUUUACAUUUUUGGUUUCUCUAGCAUUUUUGGGUGAGAAGUUUACAUGGGUGAAGCUUGCUAGUGUUCUCCUCUGUAUGGGAGGUACGAUAAUUGUAAGCCUGGGAGACUCCAAAUCUGAGGGGACUUCGAGAACUGCUUCGAACCCUCUUCUUGGUGAUGUUCUUUCCCUUACCUCAGCUGGCUUGUAUGCCGUGUACAUUACCCUUAUUCGCAAGAAACUGCCUGAAGAUGAUGAUGAGAAGACUGGCAAAGCUAGUAUGGCACAAUUUCUUGGAUUCCUUGGACUUUUCAACCUCUUUAUUUUCCUUCCUGUUGCCCUUAUAAUCAAAUUUACUAAGGUGGAGCCAUUUCACUUGCGGACUUGGAAGGAAGUUGGUCUGAUUAUUGCUAAAGGAUUGUUGGAUAACGUCCUGAGUGAUUACUUGUGGGCAAAAGCCGUUCUUCUAACCACAACUACUGUAGCAACAGCCGGUCUCACAAUUCAAGUCCCUUUGGCCGCCAUUGUCGAUUCCAUAUUGGGCAAUGCCCCACAUCUCAUGGAUUACCUUGGAGCUAUGGCUGUCAUGAUCGGGUUUAUUGGCAUCAACAUUCCAUCCGACGCAUUUAGCUGUUCGAAAGACGUCUCAAUCGAGUUGCCAAGUGAGAAUGUCAUUCAUGGCGAUCAUGAUCACACUACAUCAGUUCGACAAGAUCCAGCCAGCGUUUCAUAGCAGUCAAAAGCUGGUUUGUAUUAGCCAUUUACAGCUGCAUGUUGAGACUGAAUCUGAAAACGCCAUACACACAGAAUACGGAAUACCUUGAAGAAUAGCUAGCUUCAUUAAAGAAAUUCCAUUUUUUAUUUUUUCUGAUUCAGGAUUCAAUAUGAUAAACCAACAUCAACCCAUGCUCAAAGGGAGUUUUCAGCAGAUACAACAUGAUGAAAGUAAAGGUAUAGUUAAGUGUCCAUAUAGCUUCAUCGAUUACUUGUAUAGUUAAAUUAUAACGUCACAAAAUAGCUUCUGUCACUUAUUUCCUCUUAUUUUGGCACCUGCCUAUUUAAGUGUACCUACAUGGUUUAUUUAUCUCUUAUAGCUCCUCAAAAAGAGACUGGAAAACUUAAAACAGGUCGAAACCUCUAUAGAAGACUGCAAAAUUCUAGAUUUAGGUACGGUCGUGUUAAUUAGCUUGUUUGAGAUGGUGUCUUCUUAGGACUUCUCUGAAACAUUGGGAGCAAGUAUUUAUUGUUGAACUUUUAAAGCAACGAGCGAGAAUGAACAAGAAAAUAAUCUUUUCACUUU